Molecule: messenger RNA, 1314 nt
Organism: Purpureocillium lilacinum
Lineage: Eukaryota; Fungi; Ascomycota; Sordariomycetes; Hypocreales; Ophiocordycipitaceae
Source: RefSeq, a predicted model, not a curated record
AUGGCAGUCUCCCUCGACCUCAAGGUGGACGACGAAGACGUCGAGGUGGAGGUGGUCGAUGUGGAUGAAGGGGUGGUUGAGGACGGGGAACUGGAAGUAGUGGGUGGCGUUGAUGUCGUAGAUGAGGUUGAAGGUACGGUGGAGGACGAGGUCGGCGGGACAGUAGAAGAUGAAGUGGACGGUACAGUGGAAGACGUGGAUGACACAACAGAAGAUGAGGUGGACGAUGAAGUGGACAGGGGAGCUACCAGUGCCGCCAAAGAUGAGGUCGACGAUUCAGUAGAAGAGGCUGACGAUGUUCCAGAAUACGUCGAAGAAGUAAUGGAAGACGAAGACGUAGUAGACGGCAAGGUGGAAGACGUGGACGAUACAACGGAAGAGGAAGUAGAAGAUGAGGUCGAGAGUGGGGCUAGCAGUGCCGUCAAGGACGAGGUUGAGGAUACAAUGGAAGACGAGGUGGAAGGUACAGAAGAAGAUGAAGCGGGCGAUGCAGAAGACGACGAUGUGGAAGGUACAGAAGAAGAUGAGGUGGGGGGUACAGUGGAAGAACCUGAGACUGCGGUGGACCAAGUAGACGUGGUAGAGGCAGCAGCGGAACUCAAAGCGGACGACGAUGACGAAGAGGACGACGUAGACGAAGACGAAGGAUCGGCAAAGAGCAAAGCCGCAACAGAGGCCGACGACUUGACGCCGCACCGGCCAUUGGUGCUCGGGGGCCCAACAGACGGCGUUGCCGACGCGCUUGUCGUCGUUGAGGUCCGCGACGAGGAAGACGACGAGGACGAGGGCGAGGACGUGGCCGAGCUGGUGCUGCUGCUGGUGCUCGAGCUAAUGAGACUGGAGCUGCUGAUGGUGCUCGUACUGCUCGAGCUGGAGCUACUGGAGCUGCUGGAACUUGAAACGCUUGAACUCGAGCUCGAGCUUGCAGUGCCACACUGCCCAUAUAGGGGUUGGCAGCCGGUUCCGCAGUGGGCGGUAGUACCGCCGCACCACCCUGCCGAGGAGCAGCACCUAUCUGUGCCCUGGUUGACGCACGUCAUGCCGCUGAAGUUGAUGCCACAGCGGCCAUUAGUGCUAGGUAUUCCCACAGAUGCCGUUGCCGAUGCACUCGUCGUCGUUGUAGUGGGCGACGAAGACGACGUGGACCCAGCGCUGCUGGUGAUGCUCGAGCUACUUGAGCUGGAGCUGGAGCUGGAGCUGGAGCUACUAGUGGUGCUGAUGGAACUGCUUGAACUGAUAGAGCUUGAGCUGGAGCUGGUGCUGCUUGAAGCGCUUGAGCUCGAACUCGAGCUUGCGGAACCACACUGCCCGUAA